AAUGGAUUCGAGGAUAAAUAACAAAUGAGUUUACAUACUAAUCAAAGGGUAAGGAAGAAAAUCGUUUAUGGGUCAGAUAAUAGUCCAAUUGACAAAUCUGAAGAAAAGUGACAAACACAAAGGUGACUAUAUUGAAAACAACAACCUUGAUAUAUGUAUCCCUAAACAUUAUCUAAAAGGACUACUUCCACGAUGUACUCUCAACGUGCAAUUUAGAUUUAAUGAUGAUUUCUAUAAACAAACAGAUGGAGUUACAAUGGGUUCUCUAUUGGGUCCCUUCUUGGCUGAUUGUUUCAUGGCCAAUCUAAAAAAUUCCGUUCUUCCACCAAUAAUUGGAAGAUUUCAUUUAUAUAAGAGACAAAUGUUUGAUAAUUUUAUUAUUUGUGAAGAAGAUAUGGACCUCAAUGACAUUUUGAAGUUUCAAUAAUCGUCACCCCUCAAUUCAAUUCACCUUAGAAGCAGAGGCAAACGAGGAAUUUCAUUUCUUGAAGCUUGCUUGAUUAAUAUUCAGUGUGUUAUUAUAACCUUUGUGCUUGUCGCUUUUCUUCAGACUGGUCAAUUGGACUAUUAUCUGAC
Molecule: messenger RNA, 576 nt
Organism: Schistosoma mattheei
Lineage: Eukaryota; Metazoa; Platyhelminthes; Trematoda; Strigeidida; Schistosomatidae
Source: the annotation of a GenBank genome assembly